UAGGAGGGGACCGUCUUUCGGGUUGCGCCUUCCUCACGCGGCUACAAUGCUGGUGGUCUUGCAGCACGGUCUCCUGGAGUUUGUGUCCCCAGUAAUCGUAGCUUUGACUGGGAUGAUGUCAAAGGCUCUGGUGGUCAUCAGGUACCCCAUUGGCACACAACUCCCUAGUUGCAGACAAUACAAAGGAACCAAAAGUGGAAGAACACUUGGUCAGGAGGCAGAAAUGAAGCAGGGACAGGUUCUGGAGAUGAGACUGUGGGCAGGAGGAGUGGCCUAACCACAGUGAGCAAAGGCCAGGACGUGAGGGUUCCCUCCAGGAAUCUCUCAUCACCUAGCAGGGCAGCAGAGCUUUGAUCUUUUGGUGAUUGGUGGGGGAUCCGGUGGCCUAGCUUGUGCCAAGGAAGCUGCUCAGCUGGGAAGGAAGGUGGCUGUGGCUGACUAUGUGGAGCCCUCUCCUCGAGGUACCAGGUGGGGCCUUGGUGGCACUUGUGUCAAUGUGGGUUGUAUACCCAAGAAGCUAAUGCAUCAGGCUGCACUGCUGGGGGGCAUGAUCAGAGAUGCUCAGUACUAUGGCUGGGAAGUGGCCCAGCCCAUCCAACACAGCUGGAAGAAAAUGGCAGAAGCCGUGCAAAACCACGUGAAGUCCUUGAACUGGGGUCACCGCGUCCAACUUCAGGACAGGAAGGUCAAGUACUUCAACGUCAAAGCCAGCUUUGUCGAUGAGCACACAGUUCAUGGUGUCGACAAAGGUGGGAAGGCGACUCUGAUUUCAGCCGACCACAUAGUCAUCGCUACAGGAGGGCGGCCGAGGUACCCCACACAGGUCAAAGGAGCCCUGGAGUAUGGAAUCACAAGCGACGACAUCUUCUGGCUGAAGGAGUCCCCUGGGAAAACGUUGGUGGUUGGAGCCAGUUACGUGGCCCUAGAGUGUGCUGGCUUCCUCACUGGGAUUGGACUGGAUACCACUGUCAUGAUGCGCAGCAUCCCUCUCCGAGGCUUUGACCAGCAAAUGUCAUCUUUGGUCACAGAGCACAUGGAGUCUCAUGGCACCCGAUUCCUGAAAGGCUGUGUCCCCUCCCUCAUCAAAAAACUCCCAACUAACCAACUGCAGGUCACCUGGGAGGACUGUGCUUCUGGCAAGGAGGGCACAGGCACCUUUGACACUGUCCUGUGGGCCGUAGGGAGAGUUCCAGAAACCAGAAAUCUAAAUCUAGAAAAGGCUGGUGUGAAUACCAACCCUGAGAGUCAGAAGAUUAUUGUGGAUGCCCAGGAGGCCACCUCUGUCCCCCACAUCUAUGCCAUUGGAGAUGUUGCUGAGGGACGGCCUGAGCUGACACCCACAGCUAUCAAGGCAGGAAAACUUCUGGCUCAGCGGCUCUUCGGGAAAUCCUCAGCCUUAAUGGAUUACAGCAACGUUCCCACAACUGUCUUUACACCACUGGAGUAUGGCUGCGUGGGGUUGUCUGAGGAGGCGGCUGUGGCUCUCCAUGGCCAGGAGCACAUAGAGGUUUACCAUGCAUAUUAUAAGCCCCUGGAGUUCACAGUGGCGGAUCGGGAUGCUUCACAGUGCUACAUAAAGAUGGUGUGCAUGCGGGAGCCCCCACAGCAGGUGCUGGGCCUGCACUUCCUUGGCCCCAACGCUGGAGAAGUCACUCAGGGAUUUGCUCUGGGGAUCAAAUGUGGAGCUUCGUAUGCCCAGGUGAUGCAGACCGUAGGGAUCCACCCCACCUGCUCUGAGGAGGUGGUCAAGCUGCACAUCUCCAAGCGCUCGGGCCUGGAGCCUGUUGUGACUGGUUGCUGAGGUUAAGUCACCAUCCCUGCCAAGCUGAGGGCACAUGCCAUGCCACGUGCCUGGUACAAGGCUCCUCAGACACCUGGAUCCAGGACUGGAAGCCUGCUGCCUCCUCAGGGAUUCCAGAAGAUAUGGCUGAACACCUGUGGCUGCAUAGCUGGCGUGUGCCCUGCAGGGAUGACUCCGCACCUCCAUCCUCUGGCCACCCUUCUCAUACUCCCAGCGUCAGAUGAUGACAGCCUGGGCAGAAACCCCAGUGUGGGCUGCCCAGGUUUGAGCUCCUGGCAUUUCUGGAGUGACAAUAAAGAGGGUGUUUUGCUAAA
This is a messenger RNA of Meriones unguiculatus (Mongolian gerbil), 2115 nucleotides long. It is a transcript of the gene Txnrd2, whose product is annotated as thioredoxin reductase 2. Gene Ontology annotation, biological process: cellular response to oxidative stress; glutathione metabolic process; cell redox homeostasis. The record is from RefSeq and is a predicted model, not a curated record. The transcript is spliced from 19 exons. Gene Ontology annotation, molecular function: glutathione-disulfide reductase (NADPH) activity; thioredoxin-disulfide reductase (NADPH) activity; flavin adenine dinucleotide binding. The coding region runs from base 521 to 1801 and encodes 426 amino acids. NCBI's taxonomy places the organism in Eukaryota, Metazoa, Chordata, Mammalia, Rodentia, Muridae. Gene Ontology annotation, cellular component: cytosol; mitochondrion.